GCCGCCGCCGCCCCGGAAAACUUCAAGCCUUAGAGCUGCAGUAUGGCCACCGCUGCCCUGCCCGACUCAUUUGGAAAUGGCCUUGCCUGCUCUUGUCUAGGUGGAAUGGUGCACGCGUGAUUUUGCUGAAUAUAACGGCCCUCUGCUGUCUCCAGGACACCAUGAAUGCCAUCGUUGCUCUCUGUCACUUCUGUGAGCUCCACGGCCCCCGCACUCUCUUUUGCACAGAAGUUCUGCACGCCCCGCUUCCGCAAGGGGCUGGGAAUGGGGACAGCCCUGGCCAGGGCGAACAGGCCGAGGAGGAGGAAGGUGGCAUUCAGAUGAGCAGUCGGAUCCGCGCUCACAGUCCAGCUGAAGGGGCCAGUGCAGAGUCCAGCAGCCCGGGGCCCAAAAAGUCAGACAUGUGCGAGGGCUGCCGGUCCCUUGCUGCAGGGCAUCCCGGGUAUAUCAGCCAUGAUAAAGAGACCUCGAUUAAAUACGUCAGUCACCAGCACCCCAACCACCCCCAGCUCUUCAGCAUUGUCCGCCAGGCCUGUGUGCGGAGUCUGAGCUGUGAGGUCUGCCCUGGUCGUGAAGGCCCUAUCUUCUUUGGGGAUGAGCAGCACGGUUUUGUGUUCAGCCACACUUUCUUCAUCAAAGACAGCCUGGCCAGGGGCUUCCAGCGCUGGUACAGCAUCAUUGCCAUCAUGAUGGACCGAAUUUAUCUCAUCAACUCCUGGCCCUUCCUGCUUGGGAAGAUUCGAGGGAUCAUUGAUGAACUUCAGGGCAAGGCACUCAAGGUAUUUGAGGCAGAGCAAUUUGGUUGCCCACAGCGUGCCCAGAGAAUGAACACGGCCUUCACACCAUUCCUGCACCAACGCAAUGGGAACGCAGCUCGUUCACUGACCUCCUUGACAAGCGAUGACAACUUGUGGGCAUGCCUUCAUACCUCCUUUGCUUGGCUCCUGAAAGCAUGUGGCAGCCGGCUGACUGAGAAACUCCUAGAGGGUGCACCCACAGAGGACACAUUGGUCCAGAUGGAGAAGCUCGCGGACCUGGAAGAGGAAUCAGAAAGCUGGGACAACUCUGAGGCUGAAGAGGAGGAGAAAGCCCCCGUCUUGCCAGAGGGUGCAGAAGGGCAGGAGCUGACCAAGUGCCCGACGGAUUCUUCCUUGCUCUCAGACUGUGGAAACUGGCAGCCCCGAAAGUUGUCUGUCUUUAAGUCCCUUCGGCACAUGAGGCAGGUCCUGGGUGCCCCAUCUUUUCGUAUGUUGGCCUGGCAUGUUCUCAUGGGCAACCAAGUGAUUUGGAAAAGUAGAGAUGCAGACCUUGUCCAUUCAGCUUUUGAAGUUCUUCGGACUAUGCUGCCAGUGGGCUGUGUACGCAUCAUCCCUUACAGCAACCAGUACGAGGAGGCCUACCGGUGCAACUUCCUGGGGCUCAGCCCGCACGUGCAGAUCCCAUCCCACGUGCUGUCCUCAGAAUUUGCUGUCAUUGUGGAGGCCCAUACAGCCCCCCGCCCCAGCCUCCACCCAGCCGGAUGCGAGGAUGACCAGUCUCUGAGCAAGUACGAAUUUGUUGUGACCAGCGGAAGCCCUGUAGCUGCGGACCGAGUUGGCCCCACCAUCCUGAAUAAGAUGGAAGCGGCUUUGACCAACCAGAAUCUGUCCGUGGGUGUGGUGGACCAGUGCCUCGUCUGCCUCAAGGAAGAGUGGAUGAACAAAGUGAAGGUCCUUUUCAAAUUCACCAAAGUGGACAGUCGACCCAAAGAGGACACACAGAAGCUCCUGAGUAUCCUUGGAGCAUCUGAGGAGGACAAUGUCAAACUCCUCAAGUUCUGGAUGACGGGCCUGAGCAAAACCUACAAGUCACACCUCAUGUCCACAGUGCGCAGCCCCACAGCCUCAGAGCCUCGUAAUUGACCCUGCCACAGGAAUCUGACCCCAUGUUUGCCUUCUGAGGAGUGUGGUGAUUGCCAUCUUCACCACUGAGCUCAGUCUCUGAUGGCAGUCAUAGAUUGCUUGUGUUUCUGAACUGCCAGCAUGGAGCUGUGUCCUAGCAAGGAAUGGAAACUUGGGGCUGAACUUUGCCCUCUGUGUGGGAUCCCGACUUGGUGUAGUUUUCGGCACCAUUCCAAAAGCUGUUUGAAUUGCUCUGGCCCUGAAUGAGGGCAGUGGGAGACUUGGGACAGUGGGUCCCCUGUGUUUGUGUACCCCUGUGAGAGAAGACUAAGAACAUGCAUCUUAUGCCUCUCAAGGAUUUAGAUCUCAAAAUUCAUAAGGAAGGUAUGUCAGGCCAGUCCCAACUUGGGUAUUUUGGCCUCAGUAACAGAUCUCUCAAGGUUAAUGUUUGAACCUUUCCAUUCUGAAAUUCAAGACUUUUCCAAGUUUUAUAUAUGAUUGCGUGUAUGUUUUGCUACAGUUUUGAGUUUUUAGGACAUGUGUGAUCCAUAGUCAUUGUUAGUAAUCUGGUUUUGAGCUCUGGAAAUGGCUUUUGGCAUGGGACGGAUGUUUUCUCAUCUUUAAGCCUUCUGGGAUUCAUGUUCUGGAACCCUGUGACUACAAAGUCUUCUAGCCAUGCUCUCCUUUGGUGGUUUUGACAUUUCCCUAUAGCUCGAGGACAGGCCCCUGACCGUUUUUUACACAAAGAUGAUACUUUGCUGAAAUGUCAGAUGGAACCAUUUGACUUGCCUAAUCUACUAGAUGUGGCAUUGAGAAACCUACCAUAGUUUUAUUCCAUAUUACUUUGCCCUUUAUUGCUUCUUAAACAUUUAGAUUUGGCUACAGGUAACAAUUUUCAGAGUAUGGUGAUUUAAGAUAGUUUCAUCAUCCCAGUGUGCACUUUUAAUAAGGAUUUUAUUAUUUGGAUGGCUUGGAUUUUCCAGCAAUUUUGCUGAUUUUGUUUAUAGUUUUUUGUGUUUGCUUAAUUUAUAUUUAACAUGGAGACUAAGUUUGUAUGAGUAGGUAUCUAUCAUGCAAGAACUUGAAACAUAAUAAAGAUAUAUUUU
Canis lupus familiaris (dog) is the source of this 2986-nucleotide messenger RNA. It is a transcript of the gene FLCN, whose product is annotated as folliculin. The record is from RefSeq and is marked provisional. Gene Ontology annotation, biological process: negative regulation of transcription by RNA polymerase II; positive regulation of TORC1 signaling; positive regulation of GTPase activity. Gene Ontology annotation, molecular function: GTPase activator activity. NCBI's taxonomy places the organism in Eukaryota, Metazoa, Chordata, Mammalia, Carnivora, Canidae. Gene Ontology annotation, cellular component: cytosol.